Messenger RNA from Pectinophora gossypiella (pink bollworm), 1774 nucleotides. Its product is annotated as mitochondrial fission process protein 1. Gene Ontology annotation, cellular component: mitochondrion. Gene Ontology annotation, biological process: mitochondrial fission. The transcript has 4 exons. NCBI's taxonomy places the organism in Eukaryota, Metazoa, Arthropoda, Insecta, Lepidoptera, Gelechiidae. The coding region runs from base 388 to 834 and encodes 148 amino acids. The record is from RefSeq and is a predicted model, not a curated record.
CAUGACAGAAAUUCAUGUCAAUUCAAUUCAAUAGAAAUAAGAUUUUGGAAUAGUUAUUUUUGAUUUAAAAAUAUUGACCAAAUUGCUUAUUUAUUCAUGUUGUAUUUCAUAAUUUAAUAUUUAACAAGCUUUGGGUAUUCCUUAGCCCAGUUUGCGUAUUGUUGGGGAUAUUCUGGGAGUUUUAAUUGCAACUUUUAAGUGGUAAAUUCGGAGUUACCUAAUCACCUUUUGCCUUAUUAUUGUGCUGUGAAUAUUUAUUUUAUGCGGUAAAUUAAAUAAAUAAGCCUAGGAACGAGAUAGUAUCAUCUAUUAUCUAUUCGGCUACGCGACAGUUUACGCAAUACCAUUUGGAAGAAAGACGUGUCCUAUUUAGAGCAAAUAGAAAUUAUGGCGCGUAAGGAUUUCUUCCGUGAUACUUGGAUAAGAUAUUUAGGCUAUGCAAAUGAGGUUGGUGAAGCGUUCAGACCGUUAAUUGAACGAAGGUUUGUGAACUACAGCUACGGUCUGGCCUUUGGCUAUGUUCUCGCGGAUACUACGGACAAAGCCUUGCAGAAGUUUUGGCAUGAUGGGCGAUUGACCAAGGUGCUGUGGGCCACAGGAGAUGCUCUGAUAUGGCAGUCCUUAGCUUCUAUUAUCAUACCGGGGAUUGUUAUUAACAGAAUAGUAGCGUAUUCCAAUGUAGGGUUAAAGAAAUAUGCCCCGAAAAUUCCGAGACGGCAGCGGCUUUGGAUGACUGUUGGUAUUGGUAUCAUGUCAAUACCCAUCAUCGUGUCUCCCAUAGAUCAUAGUGUGCACUUUUUGAUGAACAUCACCUACAGACAAAUCUUCAAAUAGUCAAUAUUCAUUUCCAAAAUGGCGGUGGUGUAAGAAAGGUAUAUUUUGUUCAGCACUUGGGCUAGGAUUAGACCAAUCUUCAUAAUAUAAAUCAGUAGCAAAUGAAUAAAUAAGAUAAAAAAAUAUAAGUUCAAUUCUGAGAUUUAUAUAUUUCUUUACAAAAUUAUGUCACUUAAGAUUUACUAACAUACAUGAUCUGACACAGUAGUAGUAGGAAUUAGGGAAACCUUUGAAAUUAUAGUAAACGGUAGUAAAGGACUUGGUCCGGCCAAGUAGUUAAUGCCAUAUAUCUGCGGCAAAUCUACAAUAAGUCACGUCAAUAAAAACUAAAAAGGUUUAAGUAGAAAUUUUCGCACAAAAUUGGCAACACCAAUUCCCGCUAAAAUUAGUCCAAAAUGGCGGGAAAUUAGCUUUUAGAAUUAGAACAAAUUCAAAUUCAAAAAUAUCUUUAUUCAGUAGGUAACAUAGUCACACUUUGAAUCGUCAAUUUUUACAUAACGAACGUCUUAUCCGCCUAAAUUACUGCAGCUUCUCAUAACCUGUAUAGCCGGGGAAAAGAAGCUGCAAGAAAAACCUCGGCACAAGGCCCUAGACGUAUUUAAAAAAAAACACAAAAGUCGUAUUUAGCUCAAAAACCGUGCUUUGGACGCUGCGAGCGCAUAUUUUGGCCUCACAUUCCAUUUUUAACGUGUGUUGAAAUUUUAUGGGCAACGAGGGACUUUCCAGGCUACGUUCCCAAAAAAAAAAAAAAAAUAGCUGGCACUGUAAAAUUUUGCCUUUAUUUAACCUUAUAAUUUCAUGGAUAACAGACGAAUUACAAUUCAUGGAAUUAAAAAAAAACAUGUGUGACGGUACAAAAAAAAUGCGGCGAGGAACGCGGCAAUGUGGAUGCUGCUUUAGUUUCAUGAAAUCUCAAAUUAGGUACAUUAAAAAAAAAUAU